AACUUCCCCAUGGAUCCUUCGGAGUUCGACAGCGAUCCGCGGAUCUCCUUCUCGAAGCUUGACGACAAGUUUAUUUUAGAGACGGAUGAUGGGCAUGAAUACAGCUACGACUCAGUAUUGAAGCGGUGGAUUCCGACGGUCGAUCAAGACUUGCUCCAGCAGCAGCAAGAAGCCUACAGAGUGCAAGGAGUGGAUGAGAAUGAGACGGUCAAUUUCAAGAAAAAGCGCAAGCAGCAACCAGGUGCAGAAGAGGGCAAUUCCCAAAAACCGAAAAAGCAGCGCGUCAACACCGCAGUCUACGUCACAUCGAUUCCUCUCGAUGCUGAAUUCGAAGAAAUCCGAGACGUCUUUUCGAGAUGUGGCGUCAUCGCGGAAGAAAUCGACAGCGGCCGUCCUCGUAUCAAGAUGUAUACCAAUGACGAUGGCAAAUUCAAGGGCGAAGUUUUGGUUGUAUAUUUCCGACCAGAAUCGGUAAACCUCGCAAUCCAAAUGCUAGAUGAUUCAGACUUCCGGUUGGGUGUAACAGGUCCGCAUGGACCAAUGCGCGUUCAAAUUGCGGAUUUCUCGUUCAAAAGCCAGCAAGAAGCGCCAGCAAAGACCAGUGCCAGAGACAAAAAGAAGAUCAUCAAGAGAACUCAAAAGCUUAACAGCAAACUUGCGGAUUGGGAUGAUGACGACCCAGCGGCAAUUCCGGACACCAGCUCGAAAUUCGAGAAGGUUGUUAUACUCAAGCACAUGUUUACGCUCAACGAGUUGGAUGAGGACCCUGCCGCCAUCCUCGAUAUCAAGGAAGAUAUUCGGGACGAGUGCUCCAAGCUUGGAGAGGUGACCAACGUUGUUCUCUACGACAAAGAGCCAGAUGGCGUCGUCAGUGUCCGGUUUUCGGAUGCAGAGGCGGCAAGAGGCUGUGUCAGGCUUAUGGAUGGGCGCUUCUUUGCCGGAACCCGUGUUGAAGCAUACAUCUCGGAUGGCAGCGAGCGGUUUCGGAAGACCAAUGAGAAACGGGCAGCCCUUGAGGAUCUGGCAGAAAAGGGACUUGACGCCGAGGAUGAGGAGGAAAACCAACGACUUGACGAGUUUGGUACAUGGCUGGAAAGCUCACAUGCGGUGGAGAAGCAAGAAAAAUGAGCAGGGUUUAAAUCCAAGAGGUGAUGUGAUUUCUUUCUUCUUAACAUGCUGAGUCUCCUUGACGGACUUGUCAUGGCGUUCGAUAGCCAAAAAUCAUAUCUGUGUAUUCCAUUUGCACUGCAGCAA
Messenger RNA from Aspergillus ochraceoroseus IBT 24754, 1254 nucleotides. Its product is annotated as U2 snRNP complex subunit CUS2. Lineage: Eukaryota; Fungi; Ascomycota; Eurotiomycetes; Eurotiales; Aspergillaceae. Bases 10 to 1128 code for a protein of 372 amino acids. Gene Ontology annotation, biological process: mRNA splicing, via spliceosome. Gene Ontology annotation, cellular component: U2-type spliceosomal complex; U2 snRNP. The record is from RefSeq and is a predicted model, not a curated record. The transcript is spliced from 6 exons. Gene Ontology annotation, molecular function: RNA binding.